This is a messenger RNA of Acanthopagrus latus (yellowfin seabream), 1176 nucleotides long. It is a transcript of the gene ssr2, whose product is annotated as signal sequence receptor, beta. The record is from RefSeq and is a predicted model, not a curated record. Lineage: Eukaryota; Metazoa; Chordata; Actinopteri; Spariformes; Sparidae. The transcript has 6 exons. Gene Ontology annotation, cellular component: endoplasmic reticulum; membrane. The coding region runs from base 157 to 714 and encodes 185 amino acids.
ACCGCCCCCAAACACCAGGGGCGCUGUGCCGCUCGGAUACUUCCUUUUAGUCCGCUCCGGUACACGUCAUGCAUACAGCAGCUUUAAGGUUUUGAGCAUGCGCCGUUCGAGCUCUUUCAAUAUCUGCAGUUCGAAGAGCACAGCUGAACAGCAACGAUGACGAAGAUGCUGCAUGUGUUUCUGGUCCUGGCUCUGCUCGGUCUGGGUUCAGGAGACGAGGGAGCCCGUUUACUGGCCUCUAAAUCCCUGCUGAACCGCUAUGCUGUGGAGGGCCGAGACCUCACCCUGCAGUACAACAUCUACAACGUGGGCUCCAGUGCUGCUCUCGAAGUGGAGCUGUCGGAUGAUUCUUUCCCUCCUGAAGACUUUGGAAUCGUUUCAGGAAUGCUGAAUGUCAAAUGGGACAGGAUUGCACCAGCCAGCAAUGUGUCUCACACAGUGGUGUUGCGACCCCUGAAGGCUGGAUAUUUCAACUUCACAUCUGCUUCUGUCAGCUACCUGGCCCAGGAGGGAGGACAAGUCGUGGUUGGCUACACCAGUGCCCCUGGCCAAGGAGGCAUCCUAGCUCAGAGGGAGUUCGACCGGCGCUUCUCCCCACACUAUCUGGACUGGGCUGCAUUUGGUGUAAUGACUCUGCCCUCCAUUGGUAUCCCUCUGCUCCUCUGGUACUCCAGCAAAAGGAAGUACGACUCGCCAAAGGCAAAGAAGAACUGAAGAGGCACAGCUGGGGGGAGGGGUGGGGGUGGGGGGGUGCAAGUCAAAUGGUUAAGUGGGCAAAGGAUCUCUGAAUAGCUUAAUAACCCAUAUUGGGGGUGAAAGUUAAUGGAAAGUACAGUGACCCAGGAACAUCAUCAAACAAGCAGCAUGAUUAAAACAUCUUUCAGUCAAGGAGUAGGAGAGCAGCUUUAGUGUGAUUACAAAACAAUGAGCAUCUACAGAAAAGCUUACUGUUCUCGUCUACAGCCUGAGCUUCACCAGCUGCUUGUCAUUCCUUCAUAUUUGCAGAUGGGUUCAUGUGACAACUUACAUUACAAUUACAAUGGCGGUUACAACUGUAACAGGUUUUUGUACUUUUGUAGUUAUGUGUGUGUAAUGAACUGAAGUCGGAUUUGAAGUUUAGAGCUAGUUGUUGAACUUCUAAAUAAAUGAAUAAAAACAAGCUGUGUUUUUUCUAAA